Molecule: messenger RNA, 1260 nt
Organism: [Candida] anglica
Lineage: Eukaryota; Fungi; Ascomycota; Pichiomycetes; Serinales; Debaryomycetaceae
Source: the annotation of a GenBank genome assembly
AUGAGUGCAAUGGAUUUAGACACGGACGUGUCCACUGUUUUGGCCACUUUAAGACUGCAAACUGAAAAUGCCGAUUUAGUGAACCUCUUCUACGAAUUUGAAGAUUACUAUGAAAGAAAGUUGUGGCAUCAAUUGACCUUGUCCUUGGGUCAAUUUUACAACUCACCCAUCACAAAGGAUGCCAACAUACGCACAAAGAUCUAUGACUUAUUCGUAAGUGGAAUCUCACUGAAAUUAAACCAAAUUCAAGUUGUUGACUUUUUGUUAUCUUCUUUCGAAGAUUGCGAUUUGAACAACGAGGAAUCUGUUCAAAAGGCUACUGAAAAGUUGAAGGAUUUACAAACAAACAUCAAGACUUUGUUCUUGACUGAAAACGCCAAGAAUGAUGAUGCUGAGAAAGCUGUAGAAAAUGAUGAAGCGGUAAUUUAUGUAAGCUUACAAUUGGCACGUUUCUACUUGUUGUCCAAAGACAAUGCCACACAACGUCAAGCAGAUGAUAUCUUGGAAGAAAUCAAUGGUAAAUUUGAAGGUAGUCAUGAAAACGAGUUCCAACCUACUAUCAAUGCUGCCUUUUACUUGACCAAAUGUCAAUUGUACAAGAUUCGUGAAGAUUAUAACCAAUACUAUGCUAAUGGGUUACUCUACUUGUCUGCCAUAGCAUCAGAAAAGAAGGGUGCUGCCUUGUCUAUCGUGGAACAACAGUCCUUGUGCCACGACUUGGCCAUUGCUGCCCUUUUGGGUGACAAGAUCUACAACUUUGGUGAGUUAAUUUUACAUGACAUUUUAAAGUCUUUGGAAGGUUCACAAUGGGAAUGGUUAUAUAACUUGAUUCAAAACUUAAAUACUGGAAACUUGAAAGGUUUCAACCAGUGGUUGAGUGAAGGAUUAAAGCGUGCUCCGUUUUUAGCCCAGCAUGAAGUCUUUUUAAAGCAAAAGAUUAUUAUUAUGGCUCUUUUGGAGUUGAUUUCCUUGAAGCCAGCUGCCAACAAGGUGUUGAAGUUUGGGGAAAUCUCCGAGUUCACUGGUGCCGAUGAGAAUGACGUUGAGUACUUGAUCAUUAAGUGUUUCUCAUUAGGUUUAAUUAAGGGAUAUAUUAACCAAAUUGAAUCUUCUUUAAUUGUUACCUGGUUACAACCAAGAAUCUUAAAUUUGGAUCAAGUCAAGGUUUUGUAUGACCACUUGGUUAAGUGGGAUAACGGAGUCGAGAAGUUGGGCCAAGAAAUCCAUGAAAACGGUGGAUCAAUUUGGGCAGGUGUUUAG